UUUUAAUAUAAGUUCUAAAUUUAAAAAAUAUGUCCGUAGUGCCAGUAGUAAAAUUUGAGAACGGCCACACUUGUCCCGUUAUCGGUCUCGGUACCUGGAAGUCUGCCCCCGGUCAGGUGACGGAGGCUGUUAAGGAUGCAAUCGAUGCUGGUUACCGGCACAUAGACUGCGCCCACAUAUACCUCAACGAGCCGGAGAUCGGAGAGGCCCUCAAGGUCAAGUUUGAGGAAGGAGUUGUUAAGAGAGAAGAUAUAUUCAUAACUUCCAAGUUGUGGUGUACGUACCAUCGACCAGACCUCGUGGAGGGCGCCGUCAGCGUCACCCUCAAGGACUUGGGUCUGGAGUACCUCGACCUGUACCUGAUACACUGGCCACAGGCAUACAAGGAAGGAGAAGAGAACUUGCCUCUUGACGAGAAUGGCAAAGUCAUACCCUCACCGGUGGACUUUGUGGACACGUGGAAGGCCAUGGAGGGCCUCGUGGAGAAGGGCCUGGUGAAGAGCAUCGGCGUCUCCAACUUUAAUAGGAGACAAAUCGACAGGUUGCUGACAUUGGCUGAUAUAAAACCAGCUGUUUGCCAAAUCGAAGUGCAUCCAUACCUAAACCAACAGAAGCUCAUUGACUACUGCAUGUCGAAAGGCAUCGCUGUGACCGGGUACUCCCCUCUCGGUUCCCCAGACAGACCCUGGGCCAAGCCUGACGAUCCCCUCCUGAUGGAUGACCCAAAGCUGAAGACGAUCGCGGAGAAGUAUGAAAAGACAGUCCCUCAAGUGCUGAUAAGGUACGCGAUCGAACGUGGUCUGAUAGUCAUCCCCAAGUCCGUCACCAAGAGUCGGAUCAUCUCCAACUUCGACGUGUUCGACUUCAGCCUCACACCUGAUGAUCUUACGCAGAUCUCCACGCUGGAGUGUAACGGACGCUUCUGCAACAUGGGAGAUACACACCACCCCGAGUAUCCCUUCAAAGAUGAAUAUUAAGCAAGCGUUGAGAUAUUUAAGUCGAGUGCCUAUAAUUUAUAAAAUUUAUGUAACGUGAGCUGUAUGGCCAAUUUCCUGUGACUUAUUGUUUCAUAAUUUGGUUAUAAUCUAGUAUUGAUUAUAAUCGAUAGAUUGUCAUACAGCUUGUCACAAUUAAUUUUAAAAAUACUAUAGUAUUUGUAAAUAUAUAAUCACAAUUUACAUUUUUUUUUCUUA
Achroia grisella is the source of this 1193-nucleotide messenger RNA. RefSeq names its product aldo-keto reductase family 1 member B1-like. Gene Ontology annotation, molecular function: aldose reductase (NADPH) activity. Gene Ontology annotation, cellular component: cytosol. The record is from RefSeq and is a predicted model, not a curated record. The transcript has 7 exons. NCBI's taxonomy places the organism in Eukaryota, Metazoa, Arthropoda, Insecta, Lepidoptera, Pyralidae. Bases 30 to 977 code for a protein of 315 amino acids.